UGCUUGUAGUGUUUAGAAUGGUCAGUUCUGGACUAAACUUCCCAAGAAGUCUGAUGAAGUGUCUGAUGCUGCAGAAUAACAGCUUUGAGAUUUAUAUGUGACGAAGACCCAAGAUAUUCUGAGGACACAAGGCCUCAAGAGUGAGAACAAGAGUGAGAAGCUUGACCCAUCUAAGAAAAAUACAAAUAAAAAAAACCCCGGUGCACCAUGAGGAGAAACUGACUGCUUUACAUGGUUUGGAAAAACAGGACAAAGCCAGGAUGAAUGUGAAAAGGAAGGAGAUGGAUUUCUUGAGCAACACUAUUGCUGCUUAUGCUCAUGUUAAAGCCAAUCCAGAGAGUUUCGGCCUUUACUUUGUCAUCGGUGUCUGUUUUGGCCUGGUGCUCACUCUUUGCCUCUUGGUCAUUCGGAUUUCCUGCAAGCCUCGGACCACUACGGCGCCCCCCACGCCAGAGAAAAAACAUCUGAAAGACUAUAGUGAGGAGGAGGAGGAGGAAGAUGAAGAGAGCGAUGAAGAGGAGGAGGAAGAUGCAGUAGGCCUGGAGUCCUCUAUCCAGCACAGCACCACAGAGAUCCCCAUGAGCAACCACCUCAUCACGCCGGACGGGACUCUGAGCAGGAACGUGUUCACCUCAGCUGAGGAGCUGGAGCGGGCACAGCGAUUGGAGGAAAGGGAGAGGAUCAUCAGGGAAAUCUGGAGAAACGGACAGCCAGAUAUUCUGGGAACAGGGACAGGCACUAUUGGAAGAGUGCACUACUACUAACACUCCUGAACACAAACUCAAGCCAUUUCACCUGUUGAGUGCAGUAUUGUUAAUGGACAGUGUUUCCAAAUACUGAUGUUAUUGUAAUCCUACAGACCACGGGUACAGCUGUUCUGUAUGCAAUAUUUGGUUACUGUCAGUCCUCCCCAUGUCAUGGUGCUUAUUAAAAAGUCAUUUUAAAGCAUGAAUUUAGGCUUUGAUGUCAGAGUUGAUGUUUAAAAAUUAUUUGUGAAUUGUACAUGAUUAUUAGAAGCUCACUGAAAGCAAAUGCACUUUUGCACCAUGCCAUUAAUUGUGUAUAGAUUUUAUCCUUGCUUUUUUUUUUUUACUUAACCCCCCCCCCCCCCCCAAUGUCAAAUCAUGCAGUAACUCUGAACAGAAAUUACAAUUUGAUGCAGAUGAGAUCAUUAUUUUCAUGAUUUAUACUAAUUUGUCUAAAUAAAUAAUAAUAAAAAAAGCUAAAGUUAAUUGUUUUUAAUGCAACAAUGUGAAAUAGCAAAUAGGCAUCACGACAUUGUAAUGUAUAUGAAAACUACAUAUUACUUUGAGAUUUACAAUGUAUUUUAAGAUUAAUUGUGAGAGAUAGAUCGUAAAAUGAAAUUAUAAAAGGGGGGUUUUGAAAUAAGCCUGCACAAAAAAGAAAU
Messenger RNA from Carassius carassius (crucian carp), 1408 nucleotides. RefSeq names its product protein eva-1 homolog B-like. The transcript is spliced from 4 exons. The record is from RefSeq and is a predicted model, not a curated record. The coding region runs from base 261 to 764 and encodes 167 amino acids. NCBI's taxonomy places the organism in Eukaryota, Metazoa, Chordata, Actinopteri, Cypriniformes, Cyprinidae.